This is a messenger RNA of Lachnellula hyalina, 5202 nucleotides long. RefSeq names its product putative ubiquitin carboxyl-terminal hydrolase (gene ubp12). The record is from RefSeq and is a predicted model, not a curated record. The transcript is spliced from 6 exons. Lineage: Eukaryota; Fungi; Ascomycota; Leotiomycetes; Helotiales; Lachnaceae. Gene Ontology annotation, molecular function: cysteine-type deubiquitinase activity. Gene Ontology annotation, biological process: protein deubiquitination. The annotation marks the transcript as partial.
UCUUUUCUCGCGCCGCCUACACCUACAUUGAUCCCUCCGGCGGACUCAGAGCUGCAAAGGCAGCUCGCAUUCACGACGUCUUCCACAAAGAAAAGAAAGCUCUCUCCGCAGCAUAUUACAGGCCCGCCUUCCAGUAACAAUCCUGAUAUCCCACUGAACUCGGUUGAGGAUUGCGACUCCGUAUCCCCCCACGAUCUUCCUCGAUUUGAGAUCCCCAACCCAAGCUCCUCGGAUAUAAAUCUCCCUCCCCACAUCCCCCAGCAUCUGCAGAACCCCUCAGCACCCUCUGCGGGCGACUGUGUGUCUUCGGCGGCGAGUUCGCCCACUGACUCCUACGCUAAACUUUCUAUUGAAGCCGAACGAGGCGGAGAUUCCUCAGCUGCGGACACCCAACGAGCCUCUCUCGCACCUACCGAGCAAGAUUCAAUCAAGAGCCAGUCUACCCUGAAGUCCUUUUCACAUAGGGCUAUUAUGGGAGGAGCCGCAGAUGCCCCACAGAGGUCUUCGUCGCCACUAAAGAGACGUGCAUCAAACCUAGAGGACUCCGAUGUACCUUCAAGCCAGAAGGAUGAUGUCGAUAUGAUCUCCGCCCCCCUAUCCGACCCAUCGGAGCCUACAAACCCCUCAGAAUUAAACACCACACACCAACGAGCACAGUCUGUGGAUAUGUUAAAGAAUACUGGACCAGAGCCAGCCAAUGACCCUGUGUUGCAAACACAGAACAUGGAGGUGGAGCAGGAACAAAGUACGGCGCCUCCUGUAGCAGACCCCCAAAAUGAGACACCUUCCAUCGACGUCCAGAUUAAGACUGUGACAACAUUGUGCGAAGCAGCUAUGCAACACGUACCCCAAGAAAAUGAUAUGAUGUACGUUGUGUCUCACCGUUGGCUUCAACGUGUACAGGACCGUGGUUCGGAGGCUAGACAGAAGAGCAAAGUUGAGCCAGAAGGCGAAGUAGGGCCGAUCGACAAUUCAGAUAUUAUCCAAGAUAUCGUAACGGACUCCGAUGGGAAGGAAUUUGUUCGACUCAAGCAUGGUUUAGGGCUGGAAUCGUUUGCCUUUUUCCCUGAAGAGGCAUGGAAUCUCGUCGUCUCAUGGUAUACGCUCAUGCCCGGUUCUCGACCGAUUCAACGCAUUGCCCAUAACACAAACCCCGAUAAGAAUGGGUUGCCGAAUACGCAAUAUGAAUUACACCCCCCGGUUUUCACCAUACACCGCUUGUAUUCAGAUAACAAUCCGAUUUUAGUCCCGCAAAAGCUGAAGGUCUCAAAUCCACCACCACUCACAUAUGUCCUAAGUAGGUCUACAAGAUACUACGACUUCCUGAAGAAAAUUAAGGAGCAAUCACAGAUAGAUCUUUCGAAGAAAGUGCGAGUUUGGCGAGUUCCAAGGCUGUUGCCUGCUGCAGAACCGGUAGCCCCCACAGCAAACACUGUAACGCCUCCUUCAUCACGGCCUAGCUCACCAGCACCAAAUCCAACUUCUCAAUCCCGUGAACCACAGGACUCAUGGAAGCAUCUUCUGCUCCCAGUUUCGACUUUCUUGGAGCUAGAGAAGGGCAGCAGAAGGGAACUCGUCAACGAGGAACGCGGUGAUAUCACCCUGCAGAAGAAUUACAAUGGUUCAAGUGAUCUGUCGAUGACCUCCCUCGGAGACAGCCAACAUAUUGUCCUAGAUGAGACUGUAGAUGGCAAUAACUAUGUGUCUAACUAUACCUCCAAGAGCGGGAAAUCCACCGCAGCUCUUACCAGGACUGGAAUGUCUCAAAGCCAGCCAAACAGCGGCAGAAAUAGCCCCGCUCCCUUAGGUCCAAUGACCCGUGGCCGUACACAAAAGCCUGGAAAAGUGCUCGGGACAGUUGGUUUGAGUAAUCUUGGAAACACUUGUUACAUGAAUUCCGCCCUCCAGUGCGUUCGUAGUGUGGAAGAAUUAACCAAGUACUUCUUGUCUGGUGCGGCUGCUAACGAGCUCAACUUUGAGAAUCCUUUGGGAAAUAACGGUCAAGUCGCGGAGGCUUACGCACGAUUAUUGGCUGAGAUCUAUAAGGAGCCAGUCCCAACGUCCGUUACCCCACGGAACUUCAAGAAUAUCAUUGGUAAAUACGCGCCAUCAUUCUCUGGUUAUGGACAACAAGAUUCACAAGAAUUCCUCGGGUUUCUGCUGGACGGACUUCAAGAGGAUUUGAGCCGAGUGAAAAAGAAGCCCUACAUCGAGAAGCCGGAUUCGACCGAUGAGAUGGUCAACAAUCCUGAAGCUAUUCGAGAAAUGGCCGCCAAGGUCUGGGAUAUCACCAAGAAGCGAGAUGAUUCAGUAAUCGCAGAUCUUUUUACUGGCAUGUACAAGUCAACCCUCGUUUGCCCUGUCUGCUCCAAGGUUAGCAUCACUUUCGAUCCUUUCAACAAUCUCACCCUGCAAUUGCCUAUUGAGAAUGCUUGGCGCCACACUGUCUUAUACUUCCCUCUGAACGAAAGACCACACAAGAUACACGUCGACAUGGACAAACAAGGUAGCAUCUUAGCACUGAAGCAAUUUGUCAGCAAACGAGUAGAUAUUCCAGUCGAAAGAUUGUUCGUUACGGAAGAAUUCAAAGGCAAAUUUUACAAGAUACAUGACGACAACGUUGUCGCCUCUGAAGAAAUUCAAAACAACGACGUAUGCGUUAUCUACGAACUGGAAGCUAAGCCAACCAACUGGCCUCCUGUAUUUAAGCCGAAGACGAAGUCGAUGGUGCUCUCUUACGGCCACAAUGACUCGGAUGAGGAAGAUGCACUCGGCUGGCAAGAUCCUGCAGCGGAGAAGAUGCUUGUUCCCGUCUUUCACCGUAAACCAAACCCGGAAAGAGCGAAAUGGCGGAAACCUUGGCUUCUUUCAGACUUUCCCCAUUUCAUCAUGGUCACCCCUGAAGAGGCUAGAAGCGAAGAUGUGAUUAAGCGCAAGAUUCUCGAGAAAGUCGCGACAUUCAGUUCCCAUUCACUCUUCCAUAGUGAUGAUGAAGCCAGUGAUAGCCUGGCAGACAGUAUUGAUCCAGAUAUUGUCCUUACCACAGGUUCCGAUGCCGACUCUUCUGGUGACAGUAAAGUCGUGGCAACUUCGAUUGAUGGCGAGGAUGGACUGGUAGAUGUGACCAUGAAGGGGACCAAUGGAGUGUCUGAUUCAAAAGAAAAUAGCGUCAAAUCUGCAAAGCCAGUCGAGAAAGAGAAGUCCUUGUUUCCCCUCAAGAGAUUCAACAACCGCCGACCAAAGUUCCUUGCUCCAGGGUCAUUCCUCGAGCCAGAACUCCAAAAUCUGUUCACCCUCGGGUAUUUCUCAACCCCAAAUGAGCCAAUUCCAACUGGCUGGAACCCGGUUGAUGAAGAGAAGACAUACCCUACGCUUUCGUCUAGAAUGCCGGAGCCUCGUGACAUGCGCGACGGCUCUUCGGACAGCUUUGGAGACGGUCACACAGGAUCGGACAGCGAUGAAGCUGAUAGCUUUCAACGUCGUGGCGGUGGUUUUACGGAACAAACGCGGAUGAACGAUGAAUCAAGCGAAGAGGAUGAACUUGCAGCCGCACCUACAGUACCCAGAGCUCUUCCCGUCCGACCAGCAGCACCAAAAUAUGGGGCUAGAGUAGGUCCCAAGAAGCGUCGCCCCCGUAACAUCAAGACUUACUCAAAAAAGGGCAAUCAGCAACGGAAGUUCCACGAACUUAAUGCUGCUUUUGAGCAGGAUACCCCAGAUGAGGGUCCUCUUAUACGCCUCGGUGAAGGAAUCGUUGUCGAUUGGGACGAAAACGCUUAUACACAAAUAUACGACGGCGACAAACGGGAAGACGAUGACCGAGGCUGUAAUUUGGUUAGGGACAUGCCUUCUCUUGAGGACCCAAUCCUUGAAACAAAGCAAAAAACUCGUGAACAGCGACGGAGGCACGGUAUUACUCUCGAUGAUUGUCUGAAUGAGUUUGGCAAGGAGGAGAUUCUCUCGGAAGCGGACACCUGGUAUUGCCCUCGUUGUAAAGAACACCGAAGAGCGAGCAAAAAGUUCGAACUUUGGAAAACUCCAGAUGUUCUGGUCAUGCACCUGAAGCGUUUCAGCUCGAGUGGAUGGCGACGAGACAAGCUCGACGUUAUGGUGGACUUCCCGAUAGAAGGCCUCGAUCUAAGUUCACGCGUGGUUGAGACACAAGAAGGCAAGCAAGAAAUCUAUGACUUGUUUGCUGUUGACGAUCAUUGGGGUGGUCUUGGCGGCGGACAUUACACUGCAUUCGCCAAGAAUUACACCGAUGGCGAGUGGUAUGAAUACAAUGACUCGUCUGUCUCUAAGACGAAGGAUCCCUCACGCGUUGUUACUCAGAGUGCAUAUCUACUAUUCUAUCGACGACGAUCUGAGGUCCCGCUUGGUGGGACCAGAAUCCAACAGAUUGUUCAAGACUUUGACAACCCCCCUGAAUCCGGAGAAGAUGAUAUCACCGAGUCGGGGGAAGAACAAGGCCCCGUCGGAAGUACCUUUCGUGGGUCGUCGGGGCCCUUGACAGGAGUAGGAGCAACUCACCAUCGACCAAAUCCUGGUUCGGCUAGCACGGAUAGUAUGACAGUCAAUCCGUCGGCGCUUGAGAACUUGCCUGCAUAUGAAGCCCACGAAAAGAACGACGAGGACGCCGCCCCACUACUCGUCAGCGAUGCUGUUAUGAACGACGGCUUGCAAGACAGCAUUGAGGAUGAGGAUGAAGGUAUUGACAUGGGGGAUACGGGGUUCAAUUACACCAACACGGGACCAUACGACCAUCUAGGUUCAGACAUGCAUUCAGAAUUACCAGCCAGUGGUCUCGGACAAGCAUGGAACUUCGGUAACUUGCCAGGCAAUUCUCGUGGUGGCCAAAUAGUCUCUGGUACCGGUUCCGAUAUUGACGAUGCUGCGAGUGACGUCGUACAAAAUAAUUCCUCGGCAAGUGCGGACUCGAUACAGGGGCGCCUGGACGACUUCAGUAGCGCGAUUCCAGAUGAGGACUUUGUCGAUCAAAGCCCGGUUCCUGAUAUUGACGACGCUGCCCAGUUGGGCGCUAUCGGCUUACACAGGGAGUUGCUGGCACACCAUGCGAAGAACGACUUUUCACCAACAAAUUUUGAUUUCAGGGCUGAUGAAACCGACGAAGUCGAAGAACCGGCCACUGAAAUCCAUGUCGAGGAAGGAGAGGGUUUGGAACCAGCAUCGAAGACGGGCUGA